CCUUCAUGCACAUCGCUCUCGAGAUGACCACCUCUGGUCUUAAUAUCCUAGCGUUCACUAUGCCGCGGCAUUUUGCAUCCUUCUUCCCUUGGCAUGCCAAAGCCCUGUCCGCUAGGGCCCUGACCUUAUCAGACGGGGACCAAGCUUCCUUUACCCAGACCUGUCGAGGCCAAAAUAAUACUUACCCACCGUGACGCGCUUCUUCUAUGCUCCAUUGAGCAUUACUGCACCCCUCGCUGUCUUUGUCUAUUCUGUUUCCACUCCCACUAUACUAUACUCGCUCCACAUUUUGCAGAUGCAACAUUGCAGAGUACCGCAAUAACACCACCUCUUUUAUACCUAUCCCACCAUGGCCCUCUCUCCAUCCACCACUACCGCUACCGCCACCACCCAGCCCAUUGAGGCAGACAAAGUCCAAGGCACCACCACCAACACUUCCACCACAACAUCCACCACUGCUGCCACAGUCAACAACUCCGCUGCUGCUGCUCCAAGGAAGCGAAGAAGAAGAGCUCCUGCCACUGGAGCCACCGAAGACUGUUUUGCCUGCAAGAAGCGUCAAGUCAAGUGUGAUCGACGCCGUCCCUACUGUGGACAGUGCGUCGAGAUUGGAAAAGAAUGCUCUGGUUACCGUACCACUCUAACAUGGGGCGUGGGUGUAGCUAGCCGUGGAAAGCUUCGUGGCAUGACCCUGCCCGUUGCAAAGUCUCCUCCCUCCACUACCACACAGGAACCCAAGACACAACGCAUGAACUCCAUUGCUUCGACUAGCACCUCAUCUGUCUCCUCAGGUUCCCACCAAGAUCAACAUCACUUUGGCCACCGAGCCAGUAUCGACUUUGGCGCCCACUCUCCGAGGAGUCCUACCAGUCCCAUCUACUCCGCGCCACAGGAAUACCAAUACUUCAGCCCCACCAGCCCAAUACCCAUUCCCACCCCCUCUACGCCAAUGGGCUUUCCCAUGCAGCAACAUCGAGACCAGUUUGAAUUCCUGCACCCACAGGCUUCCAAAUUCAGGCAUCACCAGCCCCAUCGAGGUCCCCUCCAACGGUUACAAACCACACUGCAUGUUCCUUUUGAAGACAACGGCAUGUCGGCUUCAUCCGCCUCCCUGGGUACCUACAGCGACAGUGACUUUCCCUCACCAAGCGAGUUCCCAAACACCCCAGUCGAUGAGUACCCCUUUGCAGAUCCCUCAAUGCCACGCUACCCAUCAUAUGACCACGCCCCUAUGGGUUCCCUGGACAACUACUUCCUCAACGAAGCCCCUCGCUCAUUCCCCACUGGGGAUGACAUGAGCUCCAGUGUAAGCUCGGAUCAAAGUCUACAAGACUAUCCCGAAGUCAGCACGGCCCCGCAAAGCAUGGGCCCUAUUGUCUUUCAAGAUGUUUUUACCGAGGGAGAGAUGAGCUCGAAUUUCAAUGGAUUUCAGCCUGGCUUUUCCUUUCUCCCGUCGGAGGGUAUGUCUUCCUAUGGCUCUGGCCCCCUGUCUCAAGACGUACUGUCGCUCACCACUUCUAUUCCCCAGAGUCUUACCAUCGCUUCGCCUCUUUCCCCGCGGAUGCUAUUCCUCCUGGACUACUACGACAGAUUUAUAUGCCCGGUGCUGGUGGCUUUUGACAGCCCACAGAACCCCUACCGGAUGCACAUAAUACACUUGGCCAUGCAGAACGAGGAGCUGCAGAAUGCCAUUGGCGCUUUGGCUACGAACAACAUGCGCAUGCGCGGGGGUAUCGAGGGACGCCGCGUUAGCGUGCUUCACGACACACGACUGAUACCAGAUCACGCCUACUCACAAAUGACGACCAAGGAGUUGCGCGAGAUGCAUGGCGAAGCGACCGACGAAGAGAAGCACUACAAGGCCAACUCUAUCACUCUGCUCAACAAGAAGCUGAUCGACUUUGAUGGAUCGCAGGACGAUUCUGUACUCGCUACGCUUCUUAUUCUCUGCCUCUUUCAUGUUUGCGACUCUGGCUUCACAAAGUUCAAAACACAGCUUGCAGGCGUGCAGAAGCUUCUGAGCUUGCGCGACCGGAGCAUCCAGUCGGAGUUUGUCGGAUGGAUUGAGACCUUCUUCACUUGGUUCGAUGUCAUGACGGCAGCGGUGAACGACCGGGAGAUUGAGGUCCGUGGUGACUCGCUUGACAUGAUGAACCUGAGUGCCAAUCUGGGUGCGCUAGAACACCACUCUGGCUGCGAGGGCCGACUCUUCAAACUCAUUGCUCGGCUUGGAAGGCUCAAUCUUCUCAGCCAGAACCGGCCUGUACGCGACAACGACGACACGCCUACAUCGUCACCGCGGCCUAAGAAGGUCAAGGAUUUUUAUUCUUUUAGUUUUGACAACAUGGACGGUAAUGGUUGGGGCACGCCUAUUAACGAGUAUGUCGAUCCCUUCGCAUCGGCUCGCGACGAUCCUCGCUCUGCGUUCUGGACUGAGUGGAACGAUCUGCGGAUCCGGCUGCAAGAGUGGGAGUUUCCAUCACCUGGAGAAGUGCAUUCGAAUUCAUGCGACGCAACAUCGUCGAUGCUUGUCAUGUCUCCAGAGCAAGCUGCGUUGCUCCACAUUAGCGAGAGCUUCCGCUAUGCAGCACUGCUCUACACUGAGCGCCUUGCGCAGCCAACGCUCCCACCAUCGUCAUUGAAUUUCCAGAAUUUAGUAGCGCAAGGGCUCUAUCACAUUUCGCAGAUUGGCAUGACGAGCUGCGUCAACAAGUUUCUCCUGUGGCCACUGUUUAUCGUGGGCACAGAGUGCGUUGAUCCCGAGCACCGCGCGGUUGUACGACAACGAUGCGUGGAGAUUCAACGCGAGAGCGGCUUCUUCAACAACCUCAGCGGGCUAGAAGUGCUAGAGCGGGUAUGGCGCGAGGACGACGAGUGGUCAGAUGGUGAUGCCCACGUGCCAAGGCAAAACGGGCCUUUUAGCACAGUGCAACAUCCGUUCCGAUGGAGGAGAGCCAUGGAUCGCGUGGACGGGGAGUACAUUGUGAUUUGAUUUGGGUUGAGCUUGCUGGAUACAAGCAGUACGAAGGCUACGACGAAGAAACGUGCAUGAAAAACAUUAUGAUUGGGGGUUUGGGCAUGCAUGGACUGGGUGGAAAAGGUAAUAGGUUUUCGGCCCUGUGAGGAGUUUAUUUUUAUUUUCCUUUCUAUUUUGUGUGUAGCGAUAUUCCAAAGGGCGAUAUUUUUCGCAGGCUCAGUUGCAAGCCGCAGUGCAUGGAGCAAAAGCUUGUAGAUGCAUACCCAGAUACGUAGUAAACGAGUUCAACAAAAUGUAUUACUAGUCAGACCCCACGUUCGAGAUGAAGGAUGGUUGUGCUAGG
This is a messenger RNA of Bipolaris sorokiniana ND90Pr, 3320 nucleotides long. RefSeq lists its product as uncharacterized. The coding region runs from base 350 to 2992 and encodes 880 amino acids. The record is from RefSeq and is a predicted model, not a curated record. The transcript has a single exon. Gene Ontology annotation, biological process: regulation of DNA-templated transcription. Gene Ontology annotation, molecular function: DNA-binding transcription factor activity, RNA polymerase II-specific; zinc ion binding. NCBI's taxonomy places the organism in Eukaryota, Fungi, Ascomycota, Dothideomycetes, Pleosporales, Pleosporaceae.